AAACUAUUGUCCUUCGGAUCUGCGAGGCAGCGCUCUCCAGAUGCCAGAAUUCAACUGCGAGUGUGGCAUUGUCCGCCUGUCGAACAGACAAGAGAGGAAUCAGUUCAAGUUGUGAAGUUUACAGCCGGACUGUCAACAAAGCAAAACUCCAAACUGGGCCAGAAUCCAGACAUUUUGCCGGGGCUCCCGGUUAACCACUAAUAAUAUCUUGUGGAGAGAAAAGCUUUGCAAAUAUUUAAGCUGAGAGAGCAGAUAGCGAGCUUUGGUGACCCCCACAGUGUCAAUCACAGGGCGGAGAACUGCUGAGAGGCGAUCGAUGGCUUUUUAAACUCCGCGACAAGGGCGGCGGGGCCAAACGUAAUAUUUAUGAGCCAUUUCGAGGGUAUUUUUGGACUAAAUAACCGCGGCUUCUUGUUCAGGGGUGAUAGAUAUAUAAAAGCGAAAUUGGUUUGGAGGCGUUGAGAAUUAUCAAUAUAAAAGCGCAACUGCUGAUACCUAGACCAGCGCUUUCGAAACUCGAUCAACAGGAUAAAAGCAGGAUUGAAUUUCUCUGCAUCGACCCUCUCUGUAAUUUUAAGAACGAUAUUGAGCUUGGAUACCCACUUGGAAGUGAGUUUGACAGCUACCCAGCUAAAUAGCUGCUUUAGUCCGCUGCUUGUCCUCUGUAAUUCUCUCUCAUUAUUGCCUUUUGAUAUUUGAUAUCCCCCCACCAUUGAUAUACUUAUAUUGAGCUUUCAAUGGCCUUAUUUCCAUUCUCUAGUAUAUCAUAUUAAUCUCUUCGUUUCUGCAGCAGUCGUAAUUAUGGCAGCGAAUGCAUCAGCUCCCGUCCACUAUGCCGUGCUUCUCUUCCCAGGCUUCCAGGCCCUGGAUGCUUUCGGACCCCUAGACAUCCUCAACAUCGUAGCUCUAGAGCAAGAGAUACAACUAUCAAUCAUCGGGCCAACCAUGGACCCUGUUAGCACCAAGUCCCCAAUCCCAAACUUCUACACCACCACCUCAACCUCCCACCAAUCCGUGGUGCCAACACAUACCUACGAUGCUCCGCCAGAGAACAUCGACGUCAUGAUCGUCCCUGGAGGAUUUGGCACGAGGCACGAAACCAUCAAGCCCACCGUCCAAUUCCUGAUCGAGAGAUACCCGCGCAUUCGUUACCUGCUUACCGUCUGCACCGGGUCGUACGUGGCUGCACAGGCCGGCAUCCUUGAUGGCAAGAAGGCGACCACGAACAAAAUCAGGUUCGACCUUGUAGCGGCGAAGGCUCCGCAGGUAAACUGGGUGCGGCAGGCGCGGUGGGUUGUGGAUGGGAAUAUCUGGACAUCCUCUGGCGUCAGCGCUGGGAUGGACGAGAUGUUGGCGUUUGUGCAAGAGGUCUAUGGGAGGAAACUGGCGGUGAAGGUUGCAACCAUCUUAGAGUAUAAUUGGCAUGAGGAUUCGACAACGGAUCCUUUUGCCAACUCGCCCUUGGUUGAGAUGUAUGGCGCCGGAGCUGCGGAUUGGUAUGACUUCAGGGCAGCCACGGCAAUUGGAAAGGACAGAGCAAGCAGCCAAUAGUCCAGUAUGUUUGUGAUAUUUUGAAUCAACAAGCGUGUUAGUAUGAAGAAUAACAUGAAGAAUCCCAAGCACACCAAACAGUAAAGGAACAUAUUGUUAUUGAAGAGCUACCGAGAAGUAGCUGUAUUCAAAAUAUCCAAUGAGCACCCGCAACUACAACGGCUUUCCGAAAUUAUAUAGAAGGUAUAUAUGUAUGUAUGUAUGUAUAUGUGGACGGUGAUUAAAUCCUGCUCUCCGCCGCCAUCAGCCGCCUCCUAUUUCGCUCCGCAAUCUCCAUCAACGCAUCAUACGCCCUCUGAUCCUCUCCCCUUAACAACAUCUCCCUAUUGAUAGGCGGAAUUUCCGCCACAAAUCCAUACUUGUCAUCAAUAUAACCAUAGCAAAAAGCCCUUCUUCCUCGUCUCCCCGCUGCGCCUCUACGUUCACCCACAACACACCUCCCCCCCCUCUCCUCCUCAUCUUCAUCCCCACCCAGUAGUAAUGCCUCACAACGGCCCGCCUCCCUCUCAGUCCCCUCAUUUCUCCGCCAACUCGCCUCUUUAAACUUCACCUUG
This is a messenger RNA of Blastomyces gilchristii SLH14081, 2105 nucleotides long. RefSeq names its product DJ-1/PfpI family protein. Bases 802 to 1551 code for a protein of 249 amino acids. The transcript has 2 exons. The record is from RefSeq and is a predicted model, not a curated record. NCBI's taxonomy places the organism in Eukaryota, Fungi, Ascomycota, Eurotiomycetes, Onygenales, Ajellomycetaceae.